AUGUGGAAAAUGAAGAAGUUUUUAUAUUGUUUGGAAUUGGAAGGGGGCUCAAGGCUCAUUGCUGGAUAUUGUGCAGUUACAAAUGUUGCAUAUAUUAUCGCAUUAUUCAGCAUUUAUUCACACAUGGAUGUGAAAAAAGUGAUGAGUGCUAUGGAUGAAGUUAAGGCACUUGGACUUGCUGCUUUCAUAAAUUUCAUGAUUUAUUAUAUCGUUGGUUCAUUAUUACUCGUCGUAGGUGUUAACGAUAGAAAGUACAAAACAAUGCUUUACUACCUCAAAGUGCACGGUACAAUGACAUGCGGCAUUGCCAUUUGCGGUCCAAUAUUUAGCUACUAUUUUGGUACAGCAAGUACAAUGCUUAUGAUAAUCGCAGACGUCAUCUUUCGCUUUUACUCAAUCGCAUGUGUCUAUUCAUUGUAUGAAAAAAUUAAGCAUGAAAAUCGUGAGCGCGAGAAAAUGGAGGCAUCGGAAAAAGCUUUUGCAUCGUAUGGUACGGCGAAUGCAGAUGAGCAUCAUCAUGUACAGGAGAAGUAG
Molecule: messenger RNA, 534 nt
Organism: Chironomus riparius
Lineage: Eukaryota; Metazoa; Arthropoda; Insecta; Diptera; Chironomidae
Source: the annotation of a GenBank genome assembly